CGCAAAUUCAUAGUGAAGAAGGUUCUAUGCUUAUUUCGUUCUGCGAAACGUCAGUCGUCAUUCGCUAUUGAGUUUUAAUACGCAAAGGUGCUCGUGUCGCGUGUUCUAAAUUGUUUUAUCGUUGUUUCUGGAAAACUACGCUUUUACUGUUAUUGUCUGUUACCUAAAACUUUAACUCUGAUUAAGGUGACAAGAUGGUGAAGGAAACAACAUACUAUGAUAUACUUUGUGUAAAACCAAAUGCCACAUCAGAUGAGCUUAAAAAAGCGUAUAGAAAAUUAGCCCUUAAAUAUCACCCUGAUAAAAAUCCAAAUGAGGGUGAGAGGUUCAAACAAAUUUCACAAGCAUAUGAAGUCCUUUCAAACCCAGAGAAGAGAAAGAUCUAUGACCAAGGUGGAGAGCAAGCUCUAAAAGAAGGUGGUGUUGAUGGUGGUGGCAUGUCAUCACCAAUGGAUCUCUUUGAUAUGUUCUUUGGUGGCGGCUUCAGUGGUGGAAACAGACGUGGUCGCGAGAGGAAAGGCAAAGAUGUUGUCCAUCAACUGUCAGUUACACUAGAAGAACUGUACCGUGGUGCCGUCAGAAAACUGGCGUUGCAGAAGAAUGUUAUUUGUGAGAAAUGUGAGGGCAGGGGUGGAAAGAAGGGUGCAGUUCAAACAUGUACCACCUGUAGAGGCACAGGUAUGCAAGUACAGAUUCAACAACUUGGUCCAGGCAUGAUACAGCAAAUACAGACUAUAUGUGGAGAAUGUCGGGGAAAGAGAGAAAUCAUUGACCCCAAGGAUAGGUGCAAAGUUUGUCAGGGCCGUAAGACAGUACGUGAUCGCAAGAUUCUCGAUGUACAUGUAGACAAGGGUAUGACUGACGGUCAGAAGAUUGUCUUCAGUGGUGAAGGUGACCAGGAGCCAGAUUUGGAACCCGGAGACCUGAUUAUUGUGCUUGAUGAGAAGGAGCAUGAUGUUUUCAAACGUACGGGCAAUGAUCUGAUUGUGAGGCUGAAUAUAGAAUUAGUGGAAGCACUCUGCGGUUUCCAAAAAGUGAUUAGAACUUUGGAUGAGAGAGACAUUGUUAUUACUGUUUUGCCUGGAGAAGUCACCAAACAUGGGGAAGUCAAAUGUGUUCUUAAUGAAGGUAUGCCAAUGUACAAAAAUCCAUUUGAAAAGGGUCUCCUCAUCAUUCAAUUCCUAGUUAAUUUCCCGGCAAGAAUUCCACCUGAGAUCAUUCCAGCUCUUGAGAACUGCCUUCCGCCUAGACCAAUGGUUGAGAUUCCGGAACUGGCUGAAGAGUGUCAGCUAGCAGAACUGGAUCCGGAACAAGAAUUAAGGAGACGGCGACAGCAGCACAACGCCUAUGAUGAAGAGGAGGAUGGACCUGGAGUGAACCGUGUGCAGUGUGCCACGAGCUAAGAUAAUUGCUGAAUUCAUCAGAAGCCUUAGAAAAAGAUCUAGUUAUAAUUGUUCUCCCUAAACACAUGCAUGUAUUGGAACUUGUAUGGAAUUAUGUAUUUUAAUAGUUGAAUUAUAACACUAUCAUGACGCAUUUCCAUACAUUUUAAUGAUCACUUAAGUAUUUUACUUAUAUAACUUGGUCUAUAAACAAUAAUAAAUAUUGCUAAAUUUGAUUAUUCAUUUUUCAUUUAUUUGCAAAGUUAAUUUUAUAUAUAAAAUAUACUUUGGGUUUGUUUAUAUCUAGACAUUAAGUGUGCCAGACACAUUCUUGUGGUCUCCAUUACUGGAUAUUGGCCGUCAGUUUUUUGUCAUGUUUAGUUCUGUGUAAGAUGCAGCAAAACCGAUACCCAUAAAUUUCUGCAGCCAUGACUUUUCCCUUCUAUCAACGAAACUGAUAUUAAACUGAUCUUUUCAACUGAUAGGUCCUGGGCGUCAUGAAGACUAGUAUCAUUCAAAGUUCUGUGAUUUUAAUUUUUCUAGAAUAUUACCUAAGUUAAUUUUAAAGACAAGUCAUCAAAGGCGAUAUUCUAUCUGACAAAUUUGAAUAUAGUUUUAUUAUAUACUUAAAGCUGUAAAUAAAUCCAUAAUUAUCUAUUGGGAUAUCAAUAAAUAGAGGUGUAAAGCAAUCAGCAUUUUACAAGACAAAGUACACGAAAGGACUCCUAAACUGCAUCAAAGUGAAAAACAACUGAAAAUUUAUUUUUUUACCAAGUAUGCAAACUUUCUACACAGAUUUAAAUGUUUAGAUUGGUUCGUUAACUUUAAAAACAGAGUAGGGUCAUAUCCUUAAGUUUCAGUUUUUUUACUGAAAAGGACCUUAAAACUUUUUUGAAGAAAAACAGAAUUUGAGCUACAGAUAACUUUGGACCAUUUGCUGGUCUAAAAGGGGUGUAAUCCGCUACUUAACUUUCUUAUUGUUCGUGUACUAAACUUUACUUCACGCACUUCAUUAAACUCUGUUUUUGAUGUUAACUGACGUGAGGUAACAAUUUUAGAGGGAAGUUGUAACGGUCAUCAUGACCGGUGGUUGCUCGAGUUCUGCCUGUACCACGUCUCCUUUUGUAAGAACCUGUCUCCACAAACCUUCUGUAUAUUCUAGUAACCGUAGACUGGUUUUAAUUUAAAUUUCUACCAGUUGUUUGUUGAUCCAAGCCCUCCUGCACCAAUGGUACAAUUUGAGCAGCUUGUUCAAAGUAUCCAUAUUAUGGUUCAGAAACUCGCGAUGAGUUAAAUUGCUAAGCAAACAAUUGUGCUGCUAACAAUAAUUCAUUUGCAAAAUAAUAAAAAAUCAAUAAAAUUCUAUUGUAAAAAACACGCAAAUCUGAUACUUUGAGCAAAUUUUCUUUUCCUGGCUAUAUUCAUUUAUUUUACUUAGUUGUAUUUUUAAAUAUUGCUUUUUCAAUAAUUAAAACAAUUAAUAUAUAAUAGUUAGUAAUCCAGAAGUUUGAUGCAGUUUAUUAUGAGUCCAUCAGUAUAUAUAUAUCAAUAUUGUCUUUGAUUCACUGGUCUCGUCUUAAUUAACACUAGCUUAACUUAUAUUUUAACUUACUAAAGUUAAUAGUUUUUGGUGACUGUUUGAUCAUGUAAUAUAGGGCCUGGUAGAAAGAAUUGAAUUUGUGUAACUGCUUAAAUUUGUUGUAACUCAAUAAAUAAACAUACAAAUACA
This is a messenger RNA of Pieris rapae (cabbage white), 3111 nucleotides long. It is a transcript of the gene Droj2, whose product is annotated as dnaJ homolog subfamily A member 1. Gene Ontology annotation, molecular function: ATP binding; Hsp70 protein binding. Gene Ontology annotation, cellular component: cytosol; cytoplasm. The coding region runs from base 195 to 1403 and encodes 402 amino acids. The record is from RefSeq and is a predicted model, not a curated record. The transcript is spliced from 9 exons. Gene Ontology annotation, biological process: response to heat; protein refolding. Lineage: Eukaryota; Metazoa; Arthropoda; Insecta; Lepidoptera; Pieridae.